Protopolystoma xenopodis is the source of this 258-nucleotide messenger RNA. The record is from the annotation of a GenBank genome assembly. NCBI's taxonomy places the organism in Eukaryota, Metazoa, Platyhelminthes, Monogenea, Polystomatidea, Polystomatidae.
AUGCAACCAGUCUUAACUGAAAAUUGGCUUGCAUCCGAUGAGGAGGAAGCGCUCUUUAUGCACACUGGGCGUCUUGCGCGCUACCAUAUUGCACUUGGACUGGACACCAUCACAGCCAUUGGCCAAGUGGCUGUCGUUUGUAAGCGACUGCUGACGCACGCAGUGCUCGUUGACAGAGUCGCUUGCAUGCUCAACUUUUUCCUGGCCAGGCUGGUAAGUAUGCAGAGACAAUUAAUAGUUGAAUGGUUUUAUGGCUGA